AUUGCACCUUAUAAGUACUGCACUGGUACUGAAAGCUGUUACAGUUCAAAAGGCAAAAACUUUUUUAGUUUUUUCAAAAUACAGUUGUUUCCUAAAUGGAGAAAUCCAGUAAUUCAACAACUUUAGGUCGAACAAAAUCGGAUCAGCUGUUGGAGACGCUGGCGGCGGUUUUCAAAUCGCCGACGUCGCAGAGUGAUCUAGCGCCGGGGACGUCGGAUAGCGGUGGAACUUUGUCACGGAAAUCGAGCAGGCGGUUGGUAGUGGGGGCAUCGCCGGCGCGGAGCAGUGGCGGCGGUAGUAGAAACGCACACAUUAGGAAGGCGAGGAGCGCUCAGAUGAAGUUGGACUUGGAAGAACUGAGCAGUGGGGCGGCGCUCAGCCGUGCUUCUAGCGCUAGCUUGGGCUUUUCUUUCUCUUUCACUGGCUUCACCGUUCCGCCGGAUGAGAUCGCCGAUUCAAAACUCUUCAGCGAUGACGAUAUACCUGAAGAUAUUGAAGCUGGAAUCUGCAGGCCAAAAUUUCAAGCAGAGCCUACAUUGCCAAUUUAUUUGAAGUUCAGAGAAGUGAGUUACAAGGUGGUAAUAAAAGGAAUGACGAGCAGUGAAGAGAGGGAUAUAUUGAAUGGAAUAUCAGGUGAUGUGAGCCCUGGUGAAGUUGUAGCACUUAUGGGACCUUCUGGAAGUGGGAAGACCACACUUCUUAAUAUACUCGGCGGCCGUUUAACUCAUUCCGCCGUCGCCGGUUCCGUUACCUAUAAUGACCAGCCUUACUCCAAGUUUCUUAAAAGCAGGAUCGGAUUCGUGACACAAGAUGAUGUGUUGUUUCCUCACCUUACCGUGAAAGAAACAUUGACAUAUGCAGCUCUCCUUCGACUGCCCUUGACCUUAACCAAACAACAGAAGGAAAAGCGAGCCUUAGAUGUCAUUUACGAGCUUGGCUUGGACAGAUGCCAAGACACAAUGAUCGGCGGCUCGUUCGUCCGUGGCGUGUCGGGCGGGGAGAGGAAAAGAGUUUGUAUUGGCAAUGAGAUCAUAAUCAACCCUUCUCUUCUCUUCCUCGAUGAACCAACAUCUGGUUUGGAUUCCACAACAGCUUUAAGGACUGUUCAAACAUUACAAGACAUAGCUGAGACUGGGAAGACUGUGUUAACAACAAUCCACCAGCCAUCAAGUAGACUCUUCCACAAAUUUGAUAAGUUGAUUGUUUUAGGGAAAGGCAGUUUACUCUACUUCGGCAAAGCUUCCGAAGCCACCGAUUAUUUCUCGUCUAUUGGAUGUUCCCCUCUCAUUGCCAUGAAUCCAGCUGAGUUUUUGCUUGACCUUGCUAAUGGCAACUUAAAUGAUAUCUCCGUCCCACCGGAGCUCGAAGACAGAGUUCAAAUGGAGAAUUCCGAAACUGAAACACGAAAUGGAAAGCCACCACCGCAAGUCGUUCAUGAGUAUCUAGUGGAAGCCUACGAGUUGAGGUUUUCGGAAAACGAGAACAAACUUAUGGAUCCUCUUCAUUUAGACGAAGAACCAAAGCUCAAAGUAUUGUCUUCGAAGCGACAAUGGGGAGCGAGCUGGUGGCAACAAUACUGCAUAUUGUUCAUCAGAGGGAUCAAAGAACGAAGGCAUGAUUAUUUCAGUUGGUUGAGGAUCACACAAGUUCUUUCCACAGCCAUAAUCUUGGGAUUACUGUGGUGGCAAUCAGAUAGUAAAACCAGUCGAGGCCGUCAAGAUCAGGCAGGGUUGUUGUUUUUCAUCGCAGUUUUCUGGGGUUUCUUCCCUGUUUUCACAGCAAUCUUCACAUUUCCUCAAGAAAGAGCAAUGCUGAGUAAAGAAAGAGCGGCUGAUAUGUAUAGAUUGAGUGCUUACUUUUUAGCUCGAACUACAAGUGACCUUCCACUUGAUCUUAUAUUACCAGUGCUUUUCAUUUUAGUGGUCUAUUUCAUGGCUGGUCUCAGACUGAGUGCCAGCCCGUUUUUCCUCAGUAUGCUUACGGUUUUUCUCUGCAUCGUGGCGGCUCAGGGUCUUGGAUUAGCGAUUGGAGCCACUCUAAUGGACUUAAAGAGAGCUACCACUUUGGCUUCGGUUACUGUCAUGACCUUUAUGCUGGCGGGUGGCUUUUUUGUUGAGAAAGUUCCGGUGUUCAUAUCCUGGAUCAGGUAUUUGUCAUUUAACUAUCAUACUUAUAAGCUACUUCUAAAGGUACAAUACCAAGACAUGGUGCCGCCAUUAAAAGGGAUUCAAACAGACAAUGGGUCGAGGGAAGUUGGGGCUUUGGUAGCCAUGAUUUUUGGCUACCGUCUCUUGGCCUACUUGUCUUUGCGGAGGAUGAAACUCCAUUCUUGAGCUUAAUGCCUCAAAUCCAAUUCUGAUUUUGGUUCCUCUAAUGUGCUAAAAUUUGAGAUUUAAUUGUUGUAUUUUAAUUUGGUAAUUUGAUCUCCUUCCUUACUUUUAUAA
Molecule: messenger RNA, 2444 nt
Organism: Gossypium raimondii (Peruvian cotton)
Lineage: Eukaryota; Viridiplantae; Streptophyta; Magnoliopsida; Malvales; Malvaceae
Product: ABC transporter G family member 22
Exons: 11
Coding region: 96-2333 (745 amino acids)
Cellular component (GO): membrane
Molecular function (GO): ABC-type transporter activity; ATP hydrolysis activity; ATP binding
Source: RefSeq, a predicted model, not a curated record